This is a messenger RNA of Andrographis paniculata, 672 nucleotides long. RefSeq lists its product as uncharacterized. Bases 1 to 429 code for a protein of 142 amino acids. Gene Ontology annotation, molecular function: RNA binding. Gene Ontology annotation, cellular component: nucleus. Lineage: Eukaryota; Viridiplantae; Streptophyta; Magnoliopsida; Lamiales; Acanthaceae. The transcript has 5 exons. The record is from RefSeq and is a predicted model, not a curated record.
AUGGCAGCAGCAGAGACAGCAUCGGCUGUGGCUGUCGAUCAGAUUACAACAACAGCAGCAGCAGCAGCAGCAGUGGAUAAACAAUCAAAUGGAGAUGAUGCUCAGAAGAAGAACAGAAUCCAAGUGUCCAACACCAAGAAGCCCCUCUUCUUCUAUGUCAAUCUUGCCAAGAGAUACUUGCAACAGCACAAAGAGAUUCAGCUUUCAGCCUUGGGCAUGGCCAUCACAACAGUGGUCACGAUAGCUGAGAUCUUGAAGAACAAUGGAUUUGUCAGCGAGAAGAGCAUCUUGACCUCAACGGUUGGCAUGAAGGACGAGACCAAGGGUCGCAUUAUUCAAAAAGCCCGGAUCGAGAUUGUGCUGGAGAAGUCGGAAAACUUCAACUCGCUAAUGAACAACAAAGGCGAAAAGAAGCAGCAGCAGCUGUGAUCGAUCGAUUAUCUCUUCUUCCAAUGAUCAUCCAAUGUUGUCCAUUGCAAUUCUUAUUCUUCUGAUGUUAAAGUCUGAAAUUAAAAAACAAAGGAACAAAAAAGAUGAGAAAAAAGUUCGAUUCUGAAAUCGAUUUUCAUAUAAUGUGACUGGUGAAAUUUUCAUAUCUUGUCGCCUGUGGGAUUCUUUCUUGGAGAAAUUCAAGGCGAUCAAACGUAAUGAGACCUGAAUUCAUAUACAUGU